Messenger RNA from Hyaloscypha bicolor E, 459 nucleotides. RefSeq lists its product as uncharacterized. The record is from RefSeq and is a predicted model, not a curated record. NCBI's taxonomy places the organism in Eukaryota, Fungi, Ascomycota, Leotiomycetes, Helotiales, Hyaloscyphaceae. Bases 1 to 459 code for a protein of 152 amino acids. The transcript is spliced from 3 exons.
AUGUCAGUCAGCAAUUUCAUCUCCGCGCUUGAGCUGGUCGCGACCGGCAUCGACGCCCUGUGCGAGAGCGGGGAGUCUUUCGCUGAGUUCAGGUCGCUUGUGGCCCAGCUUGAAACCCUCCAGGUGGCGCUCGAAAGCGUAAAUUGCCUCGAGGUUGACGAUGCGCAACAGGGGGGGUCGCCGCAUUGCGCAGGAUGGGAGUGGGGUAAGGUUAAGGAUGGAUGGAUGAAAAUCAGGUGGGCCUUGUGUAAAAAGGAGGAUUUGUCGAGGUUCAAAUUGGAUCUGGUUGUGCAUACAGAGAGCAUUCAAAUGCUGCUCACCACGCUGCGGAUAGGAGCAACGAGAAUUGACGACAGGAGGAACCACCAGCGUCAUCAAACUAUAGCUGGAAAGGUGCAGGAGUCGUAUUUCGGAUGCGUGAAAAGAAUGAGUGUCAUAGUUAAGGGAAUUCAAGGUUAG